Molecule: messenger RNA, 2657 nt
Organism: Piliocolobus tephrosceles (Ugandan red Colobus)
Lineage: Eukaryota; Metazoa; Chordata; Mammalia; Primates; Cercopithecidae
Gene: C5H6orf141
Product: chromosome 5 C6orf141 homolog
Exons: 4
Coding region: 138-875 (245 amino acids)
Source: RefSeq, a predicted model, not a curated record
GGCCUGGGGCUGAUCCAGUCUUCAGCUCUCGCGGGCUGGGAGUCCGGGCCACAGAGGCCACACCCAGGGCUUGCUGGUCCCGCGCUUUCCGGAGCUCAGCAGGCGCUUGCUGCUUGAACUGGCCAAAGAAGGAACGAAUGAAUGACCCUUUUGCCAGGAUGGAGACCCGAGGGCCUCAGGGAGCUGCGAAUCCCAUGGACUCCUCCCGCAGCCUGGGGGACCUCGGGUCUUUUCUGCGCGAGGUGGGGCGCGGGGUCCCGCUGGCUCCGGGCGCCCGGAAUCCCGCGACGGCGGGGUCAAGCCGAAGCCAGGGCGGCGGCCACGAGGACAGAUCGGCAGGUCGGGCCCUCGGACCUUGGGCUGGAGAGGAAUUGGACCGUGAGUCCUGGGUCAGAGAGAAAGUACUGUUUCUCCUGCACCCAGAAAGGUGGUUAGGGACUCAAGGGGGCCCUGCACGGGAAAAGGUGGCCGGCGCAAAGGACCUUCCUCACGCGGCGGGUGGAGAGGACCACGGCGAGGAGCCCAAUUACCCUUCUGUCUCUCAACGAGAAAAGCGAGUUUCUGGCAGGCGUGUAGCCCCGCCGCGGGACCCAGCAGACCCAACCAAAUACGUGCUUGUGCGGGUGGAGGAUUAUCAGGUAACACAAGAAGUGUUGCAGACCUCCUGGGCCAAGGGUCGCAUGACCACCAGGACUGAGGAGCACUCCGUGACCGCGCUCACUUUUCGCAGCAGUAGAGAGGGACAGCCUGGGGGACACCGGGCCCCUGCUGAACCUCGGGAUCUCCAGGAACGAACAGGGGCACCCCGCGUUCACGCCGCGGAGAGGAGGGUUUCACCGUCUCCAGGGACCUUGCUCGAGGAGAUUAAACUCUAAAGAGUAACCCGAGAAAUGUUCCGGGAUGGUGGAUGAGCGAUCAUCCUUAAGAGAAAAUGCUAUUCUGGAAACUCCAACCAGCAAUUAACCUGCAAAAGGAACGUUUUGAGAGGCUGGCACAGAGCUUCAGGCAGGCAGAUUAAGAACUGUAAGCAGCAUAAUACCUCCUUUGUGGCUUGAAUUCCUUGGCGGUGUGGGGACCUAAGUCAUUCAGAAGAGGGAGAGAAAAGAUAUUUUCAGAUUGACAGAAUGUGGGAGUUUUGAAACGAGAAAACCUGUUGUUAAUUUGCAUUUUGGAAUACCUCAAUUGAUCUCUUUUCUGUUCCCCCCACGCCACCCCGCACUCUUGUUUCUCUUUAGGACCUAGAAACAGAAGUGAAGUUUGAAGUCUGCUCUCUGCAAAGAGGGUGGGAGUGGGUGAAGUAGAGAGGCUUGUUUUAAAAGCCAAAAACAGAAAGUAAGAAGAAAUGGGAAAAUAAAACCAAAGCAGCAAGUGACUCUCUUCUGAUGUGCACUUUUGAUUUUUCUUUCCCACAUUUCAGUGUUAGAAAGAAAAAGAGAGGAGCCAGGGAAAGAAGGAGUUGGGAACAGAAGACUAAGAUUUCAACAUGAAAUUCCAUUUACAAGGCUUUACCGCAAACAACAGCUAAUUUAGUCCUGUAAACAUGCAUUUAUCAUAAAUUUUUAAUUUUAAUAUUAAAAAUACUGCAUGCAAAUGUUCUGAUUUAAAGGUAGAUAACAAUAUGUAGUUUGCCAUAAAAUGAAUGCAUAUCUUAUUCUUUUCCUUAGUUCUUCAUUAAUGAGACCUGUAGUCAAGAAUGGAUUGAAAAUACCGAUCUCCUGGUGUAGUUAAAAAAAUCUCUUCUGGUAUUGCUGAAACAACUAAUUUUUCUUAUUUUGUUUAUUCUUCUUUAUUAUUAAAUACCAUCUGAAUUAACUCUUUAGUAGUUGGCCUGGUUGGAGCUCUGCGAGGAGCAAAGCAGCCCUCUCCAGGUGAACUACUUGACUUUACCACCUGAAGGAGUAUUUACUGCAAGAAUUAACAAAGCAGACUGGAGUGCAAUGGCAGGAUCUCGGCUCACCGCAACCUCUACCUCCCGGGUUCAAGAGAUUCUCCUACCUCAGCCUCCCGAGUAGCUGGGAUUACAGCCAUGCACCGCAACGCCUGGCUAAUUUUGUAUUUUUAUUAGAGACGGGGUUUCUCCAUCUCGGCCAGGCUGGUCUUGAACUCCUGACCUCAGGUGAUCCCCCUGCCUUGGCCUCCCAAAGUGCUAGGAUUACAGAUGUUCCUGAUCCAAGCAGAACCCUGUUAUUUGAAGAGCCUGACAAAUCUUAUCCCAUUUAGAAGUGUCCUGGGAGUGCAUCCAAAGUGAAACUUGGGCAUCCUCAAUACUAAGAAAUCUCUGAGAAUGGCUGGGUCUUGGCUCUUUGAUCUUACCUCUACUCCACUGACAAAUACGAUUAUCUAAAAUUGUGUUAGGUGGAUGAACCACAUCAAAGACUUCCAGAAACCACUCCAGUGACCAUAAGACAAAUGUCAGAAUCGCAUAACCACCAGGAUCAGAGAUGGAGUCUCACUCUGUCACCCAGCCUGGAAUGUAGUGGCAUCAUUGUCACUCACUGCCUCAAACUCCUUGGCUCAAGUGGUCCUCCCACCUCAGCCUCCCAAGUAGCUGGAGCUAUCGGCACAAGCUACCAUGCCUGGCUAUCCUUUUUUGUUGUUAUUUUUUUUUUUUUAAGCUAAGGAAUGAAUAAAGAAAAUAAAACAUUGCAUGACUGGUA